Molecule: messenger RNA, 1067 nt
Organism: Exophiala viscosa
Lineage: Eukaryota; Fungi; Ascomycota; Eurotiomycetes; Chaetothyriales; Herpotrichiellaceae
Exons: 3
Coding region: 184-972 (262 amino acids)
Biological process (GO): regulation of DNA-templated transcription
Molecular function (GO): zinc ion binding; DNA-binding transcription factor activity, RNA polymerase II-specific
Source: RefSeq, a predicted model, not a curated record
GGUGCUAAUCUUAACGUCAACAACGCCGUUGGGGACUUCCAAAGCAUACGGCCAGGUACAGGCUCCUGAGUACCGGUCAGAAGGGAUUUCAGAGAUACCAGGCCACCAACACCCUCGCAUCGCCACGUGUUCCGGCGCCCAAGAAACCUCGGAAGAACUUAAUGCGCAUCAAAUUCCUACCUCAUGCAGAGAAGCUGGUUGUGGCAAAACACCCCAAGCACUGACGGUACUUUUGCAUGGUCCAAUGCUCAUAUUGGUACCCCAGCUCUAGAUUCUCCAUGCACGUGCUGGUGUUUCUUUGCUGCACAUUCUACCCUGCUGUCAAAUUCAAAUAACAUGGUAGGAGUUGCCCGUUCGGGCGGGUGCCACACUUGCAGAAGAAGAAGGGUAGGGUGCGACAAGCGUAGACCAACAUGUCAACGAUGUGAAGCGGAUGGCCAACUCUGUCAAGGCUAUCAAAGCUAUGCCGUCUUCAUGAACAGAACACCAGAAGGACUACAGAGGCGCCAGAGACUUGAAGAGGCCAUUUUACCCGGCCAUGUCAUCCCUACAGAACGCGACACCCAUCCUGCGGGAAUGUUACCUUCAAGUAGCAGCGCUUCGGCGACAGCUGUUUCAAUCGCACGAGACUUGGGCAUUGCCGCAGCACGAUCCCAACUCGAUGAUUUCAUGACAAUCUACCAGCCGACAGCCCCGGAAAACAGGACGGGAGCGACACUCGUCUGGCUAAGGGAAGCGUACGGCUAUGCGCAACCGUCCCUACUACUUGAGGUUGCCCGCAAUGCCCUGGCCGCCAACAGAUGUGCAGCGGCCACUGGGGACCCAUCAAUGCAGUAUACCGGGCAUAUGUACUAUGGUCGGGCUCUACAGGCGUUGACCGAGAAACUGAACCAACAAUUUGAGAAUUGUGACAAUCAACUUCUAGCAGCAAUCCGCUGUCUCAUGAUAUAUGAAGCAAGGCGUCUUUGUUGAUUGUCGGCUGUCACCUUACCAACCUAUCAAAGAUCUUUGAUUCAACGGCCGCCUCGGAUCGGCCAACUUCGAAGACAAGACAUCUAUGGCUCUGC